Messenger RNA from Lontra canadensis (Northern American river otter), 3815 nucleotides. RefSeq names its product phosphodiesterase 5A (gene PDE5A). Gene Ontology annotation, molecular function: 3',5'-cyclic-GMP phosphodiesterase activity; protein binding. NCBI's taxonomy places the organism in Eukaryota, Metazoa, Chordata, Mammalia, Carnivora, Mustelidae. The record is from RefSeq and is a predicted model, not a curated record. Gene Ontology annotation, biological process: signal transduction. Bases 536 to 3046 code for a protein of 836 amino acids. The transcript has 21 exons.
GAAACGCUCGCUGUGGAGUUGGGGAGGAAUUGAGGCUGAAGCCGAGGAAGGAGGAGCUGGAGCAGAGAGUGCGAGGCGGGCGGAUCCCCCGAAGCCUGAGGAGUUGGUGAGAAGCCGCUGGCCCGGGCAAGAUUCCUCACGCGGACUCAGGCCGACUCCUGGAAGUGCCUCUUUGGGGAACGGUCCCGAACCCGCCGCCGCUGCCGCCUUGUCCAGGCAAGGGCCGUCGGGCAGCUGACGCUGGCUGCCUUGGCCGCCCGGAAAGCGCGCUCAAGGCGGUGAUGGUAGAGCGGCCGGCCAGGGCAGGGCGCUGGGCUCCCACCCGCGGGCGCUCGGUCUCCGCUGUGCCGGGCGCUCCCCGCCAGGGGGCGGCGCAGCGCGGGGCGAGCGGGCGGCAGCCGGCGGUGGCGCGGUGGCGGGGUCGGUAAGGGAGCAGGCUUCGAGUCAGCACCUCACCUGGGCACGUCGUCGCCCCCCGGCGCCUCCUGGAGUCCAGAGUCUGCGGAGGCCGCAUGGUCUGCACUUCGAACUUCCCAUGUUUGCUAUGUUGCCCUUUGGAGACAAAACAAGAGAAAUGGUCAAUGCCUGGUUCGCUGAGAGAGUCCACACAAUCCCUGUGUGCAAGGAAGGCAUUAGAAGCCACACGGAAUCUUGUUCUUGCCUCUCGCAGCCGAGUCCUCGUGCAGACAGCAGUGCGCCUGGAACACCAACCAGGAAAAUCUCUGCCUCUGAAUUUGAUCGUCCUCUUAGACCCAUUGUUGUCAAGGAUUCCGAGGGCACUGUGAGCUUCCUCGCUGACUCAGAAAAGAAGGAACAGAUGCCUCUAACCCCCCGAAGGUUUGAUAAUGACGAAGGGGACCAGUGCUCAAGACUCUUGGAAUUAGUGAAAGAUAUUUCUAGUCAUUUGGAUGUCACAGCCUUAUGUCACAAAAUUUUCUUGCAUAUUCAUGGACUUAUCUCCGCCGAUCGCUAUUCCCUGUUUCUGGUCUGUGAGGACAGCUCCAAUGACAAGUUUCUUAUCAGCCGUCUGUUUGAUGUUGCGGAAGGUUCAACACUGGAAGAAGCUUCAAAUAACUGUAUCCGCUUAGAAUGGAACAAAGGCAUUGUGGGGCAUGUGGCAGCAUUUGGUGAGCCCUUGAACAUCAAAGAUGCUUAUGAGGAUCCUCGGUUCAAUGCAGAAGUUGACCAAAUUACAGGCUACAAGACACAGAGUAUUCUUUGUAUGCCAAUUAAGAAUCACAGGGAAGAGGUUGUUGGUGUAGCCCAGGCCAUCAACAAGAAAUCAGGAAAUGGUGGGACAUUCACUGAAAAAGAUGAAAAGGACUUUGCUGCUUAUUUGGCAUUUUGUGGUAUUGUUCUUCAUAAUGCUCAACUCUAUGAGACUUCACUGCUGGAGAACAAGAGAAAUCAGGUGCUGCUUGACCUUGCUAGCUUAAUUUUUGAAGAACAACAAUCAUUAGAAGUAAUUCUAAAGAAAAUAGCUGCCACUAUUAUCUCUUUCAUGCAGGUGCAGAAAUGCACCAUUUUCAUAGUGGAUGAAGAUUGCUCCGAUUCUUUUUCUAGUGUGUUUCACAUGGAGUGUGAGGAAUUAGAAAAAUCGUCAGAUACCUUAACAAGGGAACGUGAUGCAAACAGAAUCAAUUACAUGUAUGCUCAGUAUGUCAAAAAUACUAUGGAACCACUUAAUAUCCCGGAUGUCAGUAAGGACAAAAGAUUUCCCUGGACAAAUGAAAACACAGGAAAUAUAAACCAGCAGUGCAUUAGAAGUUUGCUUUGUACACCUAUAAAAAAUGGAAAGAAGAAUAAAGUGAUAGGGGUUUGCCAACUUGUUAAUAAGAUGGAGGAGAAUACUGGCAAGGUUAAGCCUUUCAACCGAAAUGAUGAACAGUUCCUGGAGGCUUUUGUCAUCUUUUGUGGCUUGGGGAUCCAGAACACACAGAUGUAUGAAGCGGUGGAGAGAGCCAUGGCCAAGCAAAUGGUCACACUGGAGGUUCUGUCAUAUCAUGCUUCAGCAGCAGAGGAAGAAACAAGAGAACUCCAGUCCUUAGCGGCCGCUGUGGUACCAUCUGCUCAGACACUUAGAAUUACUGACUUCAGCUUCAGUGACUUUGAGCUAUCUGACCUAGAAACGGCACUGUGCACAAUUCGGAUGUUCACUGACCUCAACCUUGUGCAGAACUUCCAGAUGAAACAUGAGGUUCUUUGCAGGUGGAUUUUAAGUGUUAAGAAGAAUUAUCGGAAGAAUGUUGCCUAUCAUAAUUGGAGACACGCCUUUAAUACAGCUCAGUGCAUGUUUGCUGCUCUAAAAGCAGGCAAGAUUCAGAGCAAGCUGACUGACCUGGAGAUCCUUGCACUGCUCAUCGCGGCUCUCAGCCAUGACUUGGACCACCGGGGUGUGAAUAACUCUUACAUCCAGCGGAGUGAACACCCACUUGCUCAGCUCUACUGCCAUUCGAUCAUGGAGCACCAUCAUUUUGACCAGUGCCUGAUGAUUCUUAAUAGCCCAGGCAACCAGAUCCUCAGUGGCCUCUCCAUUGAAGAAUAUAAAACCACGCUGAAAAUGAUCAAGCAAGCUAUUUUAGCUACAGACCUAGCACUGUACAUUAAGAGACGAGGAGAAUUUUUUGAACUUAUAAGAAAAAAUCAAUUCAAUUUAGAAGAUCCUCAUCAAAAAGAAUUGUUUUUAGCGAUGCUGAUGACAGCUUGUGAUCUCUCUGCCAUUACCAAACCCUGGCCUAUUCAACAACGGAUAGCAGAACUUGUAGCGACUGAAUUUUUUGACCAAGGAGACAGAGAGAGAAAAGAACUCAACAUAGAGCCUGCUGAUCUAAUGAACAGGGAGAAGAAAAACAAAAUUCCAAGUAUGCAAGUUGGGUUCAUAGAUGCCAUCUGCUUGCAACUCUAUGAGGCCCUGACCCAUGUAUCAGAGGACUGUUUCCCUUUGCUGGAUGGCUGCAGAAAAAACAGGCAAAAAUGGCAGUCUCUCGCAGAACAGCAGGAGAAAAUGCUGAUUAAUGGGGAGAGCAGCCAGGCCAAGCGGAACUGAGCGGUCUGUGCACGCCGAGUUCAAGUUUACAGACCGUGUAUUCUGCAGUAUGUCUCGUUUUGCUAUACACUGUACGAGUUUAGUGUAUACUUUGCCACUGCUGUAUUUUUAUUUUUGCACAACUUUUAAGGGCACAGCAUGAAAUGUUUUUAGGGGACUAUUACAUAUUUUCUGUAUAUUUGUUUUAUGCCACUGAUCUGAGAUUAUCAACGACACCCACUCACUCACUCUUAGCACAUGGAUAAGAGCUCUGUUUGUGAUAUUUUGUGUACUACAAAGUGCAAGUUAAAUUCUUGUGCUGAGAUUUUUUUGUUUUAUUUUGGGGGAAUUUUAGGGGUUUUGUUUUUUGCUUGGGGGUUUUAAAUCAUUGUUUUUGUGUUUUCUGAAUUACCAAUCUUUUAAAGAAUGUUUGGAAUCUUUUCAUUCUCAAAAAUAGUCUAGGAGCAAAUUGAAUGUAUUAUGUGACAUUUAAAACCUAUCUUUUUUUUUUUUUUCUCUAUCAUAGGAUAGAGAAAAGUGCUGGCCUAGUGGAUUUAAGGGGAAAGGAUAGUAUUUGUCAACAAAAAAGUAAAACUCUGAAACAAAUAGCAAGUACUAUAAAGCAGUAUGGUAAAGAAAAGGUAUUGUUAAUUGAUUUGCUGUUUUUGUUAGUGAGCAGGAAGGGGAGAACUCUUUCGUUUUAGUACAUAUGUCUAUCCAAACACUACCCAUAAAAUCACUGCAGUCUACCCUCUCUGAUGGAAAGCAGGGAAAACCUUAGGAAGAGACA